CGAUUCAAUAGAAUUCAACGCGAGAAUGUCGGAUUCAGCGACACCUGGAUUUACGAUCGCGCCGUUCGCCAUCCAGCUCAAUCUGUCUGCUGCUGGCGCUGCGGGUGCUGGAUCUGCUACUACUGGAGCUGGAGCUGGAGCUGGUGCUGGUGCUGGCGGGAAUGGAGCAGCAUCCUUCCACCGAAGAGCCGCCGAUGAUUCAGACGGCGAUCCACGCAAGCGCGUUCGCCUGGACGACCAUGCUGGUAGUGCUGGUACAAAUGGCAGCAGUAGUAGCGGUAGUCGAAGUGUGGCCGCUGCCUUCCACGAGGACGAUGCGCACGGCCCGAGCAGCGACGGCGCGAUUACGACGCGCUUCUUGAGCGCGAUUCAAGUCAAGUCUGCCGCCGAGGAGGCCGCAGAAGCAGCCGCAGCAGCAUUGAAGGCAUCCCACAUCGUCAUCCCGCUCAUCAAGAACAACCGGUGGGGCGUUGCACUCGAGUCCCAGCCUGGCACCAACGAGGACGCUGCUUCAAGUACCACUGGUACCACCGGUGCUGCCACUGCAAUGGAUGUCUCCACAUCCAACGGCGAAAUGCAAGCAUCAUCAAGAGGUACACCAACAAACGCAGCUGCGGGUGCGAAUGGGACGUUGACCGCGGAGGAGGAAGCGGCCGCGCUCGCCCAAACCGCCUUGAGCGAGCUUUUGCAAGACAGCGCUGCCAUCACAGCAGGCAAUGUCGAGCAAAAGACCAUCCCAUUGAUGAUGCAGAAUCGCAUUCCUGGGGCAGAAAACCUCUCGAGCGAGGCGGACGUGUUUCGACUCGACGUUUCGCUGCGGCCAGACGACAUUAACUACAAUGCCGUGCCUGUGGAGGCUUUCGGCAUGGCCAUGCUGCGUGGCAUGGGUGUUUCUGACAAGGACAUGAUCUCUGCGCGGAACCAGCUAAAGGACGCCGUGCCACGCGCCAAUCGGCUCGGCCUCGGUGCCAAACCCAAAUCAGAAGCGCUCGCUAACAACGAGCCGCCACCUACAUCGGCAAAAUCUGCCGCCAAGCAACAACAAGCACAGCAGGCCAAAAACGCAGCAGCAGCAGCAGCAGCAAGCAGCACAGCACCAGCCGUCCCAGCUCCGCCAAAAAAACAAGUCGUCUUCUUGCCUGGCUUGACCAAGCGUGACGGCUCUGCACCCCCGCGUUCUGAUUCCGCAACCGACGCCAACCUGGCCGAAGCCGUACGCCCGAUUGAGACGGUGUCCAUCCCUGCUGCAGCAUCAAGCCGUCCGGCUGCGAUGCCUCCUGCUCGACCUCCGCUUCCUUUCGCCCCCUUUGCUUUUAAAACGUCGUGGCUGGCAGAAAACCUUCGCGUGCGUGUUGUGAGCAGAAGCUACAAGGAUGGCAAGUACGACGGAGUGAAGGUUGUCUUGACUGAAAUCGACCGAGAACGUCUCGACCGCUUUAUCUGCAAAACCGAGGACGACCGCACGCUGACCGACUUGCGGGAGCGCGACCUAGAAUCUGUCGUUCCGCGCGAGAUUGGUGCCAAAGUACUGAUUCUUAGCGGCACCGAGCGGGGCCGGAUUGGUCUGCUUCACGACCGCGAUUCGUCGCGUCAGCGAGUCAAGGUCAAGCUGCCGUCCGAGCCGUUCAUGGCGACUCUUAAUUUUGACGAAGUGUGCGAGAUUGCGGCGCAAUUGCCCGGCAAUGCUGCUCGCCGAUGACCCUUGCUUAGUGGAUGCGAGUUGAAUAUUUGUACUUUUGGGACAUUACAGAAGAAACGAGGUAGCGGGCGGCAGCUCGCUGUGUUGGUGCUUAUUCAACCAUUGCUGUUGUACUUGAUUCAUGUGUGUAUACUAAAGCAUUGAUGAGUUUG
This is a messenger RNA of Capsaspora owczarzaki ATCC 30864, 1851 nucleotides long. RefSeq lists its product as hypothetical. Gene Ontology annotation, biological process: mRNA splicing, via spliceosome. The transcript has a single exon. Gene Ontology annotation, cellular component: spliceosomal complex. Lineage: Eukaryota; Filasterea; Ministeriida; Capsasporidae. The record is from RefSeq and is a predicted model, not a curated record. The coding region runs from base 26 to 1699 and encodes 557 amino acids.